This is a messenger RNA of Geodia barretti, 212 nucleotides long. NCBI's taxonomy places the organism in Eukaryota, Metazoa, Porifera, Demospongiae, Tetractinellida, Geodiidae. The record is from the annotation of a GenBank genome assembly.
AACCUAUACUUAGCAAUAUCGUCUCCGGUCCAGACUAUACAUUCUUUUCGAGUACCACGCAUUCUAUGGUGGAUUAUAUCCUAACAGAAUCGUCGUUGGUGGGCCAAGUAUUAUCAUGUCUGGUGCAUCAACACCAUCCAUGGGAACUAUCCUCUCUAACUUCACCUUUUGUUCAUGCUACACAUCAAAGUAUCCAUGAGCUACAGUGGGAA